ACAACAAAGGAGAACAUUUCGAGUUGGAGAGAAGUAUUCAACGUUUAAAAAAAACCCAAAAAUUAUUUCUUUUUGGUUUAUUUGGUGUUAAAGGUCGCCCAAAGUGUUGAAUAUUAUUUUGGUAGGGAGUUAUGAAUUCAGGAUUUGAUGUCGUUGUCGUUGGAUCGUGUUUCAUGGACAUGUUAUGGUACGUUCCUAGAGUUCCUGUUCAAGGAGAGACCAUGCACGCUACAAAGUUCCAGGUUGAUUUUGGCGGGAAGGCUUCAAAUCAAUGUGUAAUGGCUGCGAAACUAGGUGCUAGAGUAGCAAUGGUUGCCAUGGUAGGGAAUGAUAGGUUUGGUCAUGAUACGAUAGAAAAUUUCAAGAAAUAUGGUAUUAAUACUGAUUUUAUCAAAGUCAAUGAUCAACUCUCUACUGGAGUAACAAGCAUAGCCGUUGAUGACGAUGGACAGCCAACAUUUAUUGGCUUAGCAGGGGCAAACAAAGCUAUAACAAUAGACGAUAUCAAACAAGCAUCAAAUAUGAUUCGUUCUGCACCAGUACUAGUUUGUGACAAAGGGAUACCCUUACAAAUAGCUCUGGAAACACUCAAACUAGGCAAAGAACUUGGUGCAAUGACUAUCUUUAAUCCUUCACCAACAAUUGAAAAGUUAUCUUUAGAGGAUUAUGGUUACAUGGAUUUGUUAGUUAUCAAUGCAUCAGAGGGAGAAGGACUGACUGGUAUCAUUGUUGAUAGUGUGGAAACAGCUAAAGAAGCUGUUAAAGAACUCCAUAAAAAAGGAACUCGUAAAGUUGUGUUAACUCUGGGAGAAGAUGGAGCUGUUUUCUUGGAUGAUAAUGGAGACCAAGAAGAAAUAGUUUCUCAUACAAAGGCAAAUAAAGUGAAUGCAAUAGAUACAACUGGUGCAGGUGACAGUUUGUUGGGAGCAUUGGCCUAUUUCUUGGCAUGCUAUCCUAACCUUCCUUUUAAAGAAAUAGUGCAAAGAUCCAUUAGUGUUGCAUCAUUUACAGUGACUUCGUGUGGUGUACAAUCUAGUUAUCCUACAAGAGAUGAACUACCACCUUCAUUAUUCACAAACUAAAUUAGUAAUGAUUUGUAAAUGCAUGCAAGUAAUUAUAUCAAGCUAUAGUUAAUAUAUAUGUUAAUCAAAUGAGUUGAUAGCAAUGUACUGUGCAAGUUAAAAAAGCUUGUAAUAUCUUGUGCAGUUAUAUUGUCUGUCUAGUUACUGUAACAGAUUUUAAUCAUUAUUUUAAAAUAAUGAUUAAUGAGUGCAAAUAAAGUGAAUAUAAUAGUGAUGAUUUGCAAGUUUAAAAAAAAACUUUUGUCUGUAUCACAACGCCCUCAUUAAGUAUUGGAUAUGUGAUCAAAGGCGCUUUACAAUGAGUUAUGAAUGAGAGGUGGUUAGUAUGAGGUGUAGGCACUGAGGGUGGCCAUUAUAUGUUUUCAGUGGUUCUCCUAUAUUGGUUAGUAAUGAUGAGUGUGGAGAGGUGGGACAACCUUUUAAAGUGGUCAUCCGAGCCAUUUCAAAGUCUAACCAUUUGUAGAUGUAAUUACAAAGGCAGCACCUUCUCCUCAGUUAUUUUAAGACCCUGAGUGUUGGUCUGCCCAGAGCUUGAAYCCACGACCUCUCGCACAACAGUCAGGUCGCAGUUUACUAUUAACCUUAUCUAUAGUCUCCUACAAAACCGCUAUUAGUGUUGUCACGCAACGCUCACUCCCCUAGUGUCGUCAUGCAACGUUCACUCUACUAAGCUAUUAGGGGAGUCAUUAGGGGAGUGAGCAUUACGUGACAACACUAAUAGUGGCUGCAACAACCUAAUCUACAGUUUACAAUAAAUAAUAUAUUGAGUGCAAGUCGAAAACUAUGAUAUUUACGUGCCUAUAG
Molecule: messenger RNA, 1886 nt
Organism: Actinia tenebrosa (Australian red waratah sea anemone)
Lineage: Eukaryota; Metazoa; Cnidaria; Anthozoa; Actiniaria; Actiniidae
Product: ribokinase
Biological process (GO): D-ribose metabolic process
Cellular component (GO): cytosol
Molecular function (GO): ribokinase activity
Source: RefSeq, a predicted model, not a curated record